Molecule: messenger RNA, 534 nt
Organism: Entamoeba histolytica HM-1:IMSS
Lineage: Eukaryota; Evosea; Mastigamoebida; Endamoebidae
Exons: 1
Coding region: 1-534 (177 amino acids)
Molecular function (GO): protein binding
Source: RefSeq, a predicted model, not a curated record
AUGUCUUUUAAUUAUAAAACACCAAAUGGAAUAAUUUUUAUUGAAGGAAAUGUAGUUAGUUUCAAACCAGAAGAAGGGGAUAAAAGUGAAAUAAAAAUUCAAAGUAAUAUUUCUGCUUCAGUAUUAAUUGGUGAUUUUCCAAUGUAUGUAGUUGUUGGAUGUGAUGAUGGAAAUGUUAUUUCAAUUGAAUUUCCAAGUUGUUCUCAAACUGUUAUUACUCGUAAUCAAUUAGCCAAAGUAAAAAGUAUAUCAGCAUUUCCUGAUACUCAUCGUUAUUUAACUUUAACAGUUGAUGAUCAAGGAUCAGUAUUAGUUUAUGAUCAUUUAUAUAAUAAAAAAGUUAUUUAUUCUCCACCAUUACCAUCUCAAAUUAUUUCUGUUGAAUAUUUUUAUCCAUUAUGUGUUAUGUUACUUUCUUAUGCAGAUGGAAGAAGUUUUGUUUGGUCUCUUGAUACUGGUUCAUUACUUUCAACUCUUCAAUAUUCUGUUCCUCAAGACAGAAUUAAAUCAACUAUAGUUUAUCAAACAAUUUAA